AUGGACACGCUCUCAUGGAUGCUCCUGGCUUUUGCCAUUUACAUGCUCGCAAAAACACUAUUCGCAGACCGCUCGCCCAUCCCCGAGACAUCAGGCAAAGUCUACAAAGUCGCCAGCGCCGGCGAGCUAGACGCCCUCCUCGCCUCCACCACCAACGUCGUCGUCGACUUCUACGCCGACUGGUGCCCGCCCUGCCGCGCCAUCGCGCCUGUCUUCUCCGGUCUGGCCGACAAGCACGCCGCGGAGGGGAAGCUCGCGUUCGCCAAGGUCAACGUCGAUCACGUCAACAACGUCGCUGGCCGCUACGGCGUCACUGCCAUGCCGACGUUCAUGUUCUUCCAGAAGGGAAAGCCUACGGGUGUGGCUGCCAAGGGAGUGACGCCUCGUCAGUCGGUUGUGUUCACUGAGGAUGGCCGCGUCGACAAGAUUCGGGGCGCGGAUCGGGCUGCGUUGCAGGCUGUUGUGCAGGCGCUGGCUGGUGAGGGAGGGGAUGCGAAGGAGUGA
Molecule: messenger RNA, 504 nt
Organism: Colletotrichum paranaense
Lineage: Eukaryota; Fungi; Ascomycota; Sordariomycetes; Glomerellales; Glomerellaceae
Product: thioredoxin
Exons: 2
Coding region: 1-504 (167 amino acids)
Cellular component (GO): cytosol
Molecular function (GO): protein-disulfide reductase activity
Source: RefSeq, a predicted model, not a curated record